Messenger RNA from Dreissena polymorpha, 2173 nucleotides. RefSeq lists its product as uncharacterized. The record is from RefSeq and is a predicted model, not a curated record. The transcript is spliced from 6 exons. Lineage: Eukaryota; Metazoa; Mollusca; Bivalvia; Myida; Dreissenidae. Bases 71 to 2173 code for a protein of 700 amino acids.
UUUGGAAUCGACCUAUGAGCAAUCUAGUAAAGAUUUUCGCGGACAUUUAAUUGAGUUGUAUACGACGGAGAUGAAUACUGUGUCUGUUUUGCCGCUAUGGCUGGGUCUUGACAAACCCAUCUUUGACAUUUUUGUGCAACCGAAAUUCAGUCUUUACAAUAUUGAGAAAGAUGGAUCUCGAUAUAAAACAAACAAAGCGAUUUACCAAUACAAGGACUUCUUUUACAAUGAUAUAAAGCUCAAACGUGUGUUUGUUCAAGGAGACCCCGGAAUAGGAAAGUCUACAUUCCUAACUAAACUUGUGAUUGACUGGUGCAACGCAGUUUCUUGUUGCAAUCCUGAUAACAAGGCUACAUUUAGCGAUGCUGAUACUUUGAAGGACUUUCAAUUUCUGUUUCACAUUUCACUACGAGAUGCCAAGGGUCAACGUGAGGUUGUAGAAAUGAUCAAAACACAAAUAAUUGACAACAUUUUCACGGGUGCUAAACAAACGAAAGCAUUUGAGCUUUUACACCAAAUCCUUGAACGAGAGACUUGCCUCGUAACUAUGGAUGGACUUAACGAGUGGACUGAUCAUUUGAAUCAGCACGUUGUACCUAGAAUACCAAGCUCUCAUACAAACUGCGUUUCGCUAAUAACAACACGACCAUGGAAAAUGGCGGACGAGCGGAUCAAAGUUUCUGUUAUUGACAGACUACUAGAAAUUGAAGGCAUAACAGAUUCAGAAAAGCUAACAAAGCAAUUAAUAGUCAGUCUUCAGACUGCUAAUAAAAUGACACACACUGAUUUUAUGACAUACGUUAACGAACAUCACUUUAUGCAUUUUUUUACGUCGCCCUGGCUGCAGGAGUUGAUAGUCAAUGUAUGGAUGAGCAAAACGGAUGUUAAAGGCUCAUUGUGUGAAAUAAAUUGUAUUCUUCUAGACUCACUAUUUAAGAAUGCCAAUGCGACAGAGGGAUCUUUUAAAAACGGGUACUCGAUUGAGUGUUUAUCAAGUACGAGAUAUAUAAAGAAACAAAUGAAAAUAUUUGAUGCACUUGCAAAUGCUGCGUUUCAAUUUACAUUUUCAUCGAACACAUCUCUAACGUUCAGUGAACAGGAAUUAAGGAAAUAUUUAUCUAAAAAACAAUUGCAGUUUUGCCUCAAGGCUGGUGUCUUAACAGCAAGGUUCCAUUCCGUAAAAGUUGCACAGGGUUCGAAAUAUUCAUUUACGCACGAAACAGUCCAUGAGUUUCUGGCAGCAUUUCAUAUAGCAAAUUCACAGCAAGACCUGAUAGCAAAUUUCAAACCUGAACAUAAAUAUAGUGUGUUAGAAAUGAGCCAGACGAUUAUUUAUCUGUACGGACUUCAGUGCGAGACAGCUAAUAAACUACUAAACCGUUUAGUAGACGACGAAUUCUUCAACGACAUAAGUAACGGACUGAGUUUGUACAUGAAGCACUAUUCGGAAAACUUAUCAGCAUUUCAGAUAGACAAAUAUACAAAGGAAACCGUUCUAAAAUCAAAACGUAAUGAUAUGAAUUACGAUGCACGUUGUCUUGCAAUAUCAGUCUUGUUCCAGCACAUGGUUAUAGCUGGUUUCAAUGAGCCAUGUGCAGAAGAGUGUGGAGACGAUUCCCAAGCAAGGAUAUCUGAUUCUCGGUCUGAAAUACCGUUACAUGACAUGUCUGAAAUUGAGCCAUGUGCAGAAGAGUGUGGAGACGAUUCCCAAGCAAGGAUAUCUGAUUCGCGGUCUAAAAUACCGUUACAUGACAUGUCUGAAAUUGAGCUCUUUGUGAAAAAUGGCAGUUCAUGUGCAGAAGAGUGUGGAGACGAUUCCCAAGCAAGGAUAUCUGAUUCUCGGUCUGAAAUACCGUUACAUGACAUGUCUGAAAUUGAGUGGCUGGUUGGUACUAGCAGUGAUAUGUUGCAGUGGCUGGUUGGUAAAAUCAGUGAUAUGUGGCAGUGGCAGGUUGGUUAUAGCAGUGAUAUGUGGCAGUUGCUGGUUAGUGACAGCAGUGAUAUGUGUCAGUUGAUGGUUGGUAAUUGCAUUGAUAUGUGGCAGCGAAUGUUUGAUAACAGCAGUACUAUGUGGCAGUGGCUGGUUGGAAAUGGCAUUGAUAUGUGGCAGUGGACGUUUGAUAACAGCAGUGAUAUGUGGCAGUGGCUGGUUGGAAAUGGCAUUGAUAUGUAG